Molecule: messenger RNA, 1308 nt
Organism: Penicillium odoratum
Lineage: Eukaryota; Fungi; Ascomycota; Eurotiomycetes; Eurotiales; Aspergillaceae
Product: putative clock controled protein (Ccg-8)
Exons: 2
Coding region: 1-1308 (435 amino acids)
Biological process (GO): regulation of transcription by RNA polymerase II; endoplasmic reticulum unfolded protein response; phospholipid biosynthetic process
Cellular component (GO): nucleus; endoplasmic reticulum
Molecular function (GO): transcription corepressor activity
Source: RefSeq, a predicted model, not a curated record
AUGGACGACUCUCUUGACGAUCGGACUCGUCGAGCCGCCAGUGUAUUAUCUAUGGAUGACCUUGAGGCUGCCCAAGCUUUGGAGGGCCUUCGCACCGAAUACGGACAGUCACCACGGGCAUCGAGGCAAACCAUCUCGGGGACCUCACCGAAUCCUUCACAGGCGGAACCGCUACUCUCGCUUCUCACGUCAUCGCACCCGCUCAUCUCCUCCGCAAUCAACGGCUCUGUAUCCGCAUAUACCACCUCGAAAUCGUACUCUGCGCGCUUCAAGUCCGGCGCUGAGUUCAUCGAGCGCAAUAUUGGCUCACCGGUCGCGAAUACCGUGGGCUCUGUUGGUCGCAAGACUGGUGUUGAAAGCGGGCUGCGCUGGGCGCUGCAGCGGAGGGAUUCUUCGCGGGACUCGAACCAUACUAGUAAACGUCGCAAGGUGAACAGCGAAACUCCUAUGGAUGUGGAGCAGGGACCGGAGCCGAUGCUCCAAGGCCAGAGUGAAGGCCAGACCCAGAGCCAACCACGGACGCGCAGUUCUUCGGAUCUGUCAAUGGCUGAGACUCUUCCACCGUAUGAUGAUACACGGUCGCCUCGGUAUGAGGAGAAACCCGGACGACAGACCCCGACGUGGCAGAGCCGACUGGUCAUUUCAACCUCCGGGUUAGGUGUUGCUAUGAGCGAGGAAUCACUGCGUAGCUUGACAUACUGUUUAACCUGGUUGCGCUGGGCAAACGGUCGACUCGGACGCGCUAUUGUGGCACUUCAGAAUGCCUUAACAGAGUGGGACCAAAAGAAGAGCCAGUCCCAACAAAGCGAUCUCGAAGGCGGAGAGAGCGCGUCGCUCUUGACACAGCGGAUUCAAGCCGUGAAAGCAGAUGUCCUUUCAACAUUGAAGCAGGUUGUCGACGUUGUCUCGAAGUAUGCUGGAGGGGCGUUACCGGAAAACGCCCGUCAUCUCGUCCGACGACACCUGACAUCUCUGCCUCAGCGAUUCCAAAUGGCCAGCACAUCCCAACCACCACCCGGCUCCGUCGAGGCUUCUUCGGACGCGACGGUUGGUGCGCAUCGAAUUCUCGUUCUGGCCAACGAAAGCUUGGAUAUUCUAGGCCAGGUUAGCGGUGUCGUCAACGACACCCUCGUUAGUGCAGAGCACUGGUGCGAACGGCUGGGACGCAAGCGCCCCGAUAACAAACCCGCACAGGAUGCGGAAAAACAGAAUCCAUCUGCGACGAAUGCUCAAUAUGGAAUGGAUAUCAAGCAGCCUCUCCCUGAGGCUGCUCGGGAUGUGCAGAUGUCUGGAAUUGAGAAAGUCUGA